AUGGAGUACGGACUGUCACACCUACCCCAAACUGUAGAUUUGGGUGCAUUUCCGUCAUGGUCGUGGGAUGCUUUAGGGGAGAAAAGCUACAUUGUAGAUAUAGCGCUCCGUUUUGAACGCGCAAAGAAGCCUUUAAUUUUUGGAGUACUAGUAACAGUGAUGUCAGUCUCCUCCGGGAGCUCACUAUGUGGGGACCAGGAUCAGGAUCUUUUACUCGAUGAGGAGGAAGACAUAGACUUCUAUGCGAUAUUGAAUGUGCCAAAGAACGCUACAGAGGAAGAAAUAAAUAAGGCGUAUCGCAGGCGGUGUCUCAUUUUCCAUCCCGAUCGGCAUAAUGACGAAGACGACAAGAAGGAAGCAGAAAAAAUCUUUGUGCAGUUACGUCGAGCUCAUGAAACGUUAAUGGAUCCGAAACAGCGUGCUAUUUACGAUGCUUUGGGAGUGCAAGGAUUAGAUACUCAAGGAUGGGAACUCGUAUCUAGAUCGGCUAAUCCUGAGAAUAUCAGAAAGGAGUAUGAGUUUUUGCAACGAUUGAAGGAACAAGAGUUGAUGCUGCAACGAGUGCAUCCUUCGAGCGGUUUUAUCGUCAAAACAUCAUUUGCUGGCUUGUUUCAAGAGAACUACGAUGAUAGGUAUCCUCCGCAACUGAUAGGAAUAGCAGUUUCACAGGCGGUUGAUUGUGCGAUGACGGCAACUGAUCGAGUAGGCCUCACAGGAAGAGUCAAAUCCGCGAAUGGGCGAGGCGAUGGGAACAUGUCUCUCAUUUGGAAAAAGAGUGCAGGACAAUUCCACAUUGAGAACAUGUUAACAGCUUCUAGUGAUAUGAUUAAUUUGUCGUGCAGAGUUGCUAGAAGUAUAUACACCCGUGCUGCUGUUAUUGUACAACCGUCUCUACAGUACUUUCCAAUGCAAGAAACUUUUGCACCUGCAUUGACCUUGAUAUAUUCUAUGAGACUACGUUCUCGAUGGCAAGGUAGCAUCAUAUUGAAUCUCACCCCUCUUCAAAGUGCUAUCACGACCACGGUUGUUCAUACUGAAAACAAUCAACCCAAGGCUGUCGCUAAUUUUACCUUAUCUCCUUCGAAUUCGAAUGUGCGUUUAGCCUAUUUCGUUCGCAAUCCGGAGCGUGACGCAUUCACGGAGAGCGCCAUCCAACUGUCAGUGUUUGGAAUUUCACCGUCGAUUCACUUCGAGCGACGUCUGUCAAGGUUCUCUCGCAUAGGUUGUGCACUACAUUUUUCUUUUCCCUCAUGUAUGAUGACUGCUAAAUUCAAGAUUAAGACUGGACAGUCAUCUUUUGAAUGGCAGGUAGUCUUGUGUGAUGACCGUGAGUCCCUAGCGAGGAGUACUAUUUACGGUGUUGUCGUUCCGGUAGUUCUGUUUCAACUUGCAACUAAGGUGGUUUUCCGCAAGUGGUGUGAUCGAUUUGCCUCACUGUUUGAUGAUCGCAGCCAUGAACAUGAGGUCGACACAGCCAAACAGGAGGAAGCGGCGCGAGUGAUUAACUUAAUGCGUCCGACUGCAGAUCGAAUUCGACGUGAAGAACAAAGGAAAUUAGGCAUCGUUAUCCUAGAUGCGAGAUAUGGACAAUCUGAGUCAAGCGGGUCGUCGUCGUAUAUCUUAGCUGGAGAUAGAACUAUUGAUGUUACUGUUCCACUUCAGGCAAUGGUCAAUGACUCGCAAUUGCGAAUAUACUCUGUUAAGAGCCAAUUACCAGGAUUUUAUGAUCCUUGUCCUGGAGAACCAAAGAUGCUACAUUAUCUGAUGACAUGCCGUUACAAAUUCCCACCAAAUCUCAUAGGAUAUCCACCCAGAAUUCGUUGUGAUGUCGUAACUUUAUCUAAGUUAUUCCUAUGUGCUCAAAAGAACGAGUAUAUCUCCUCUCAUAUGGCGUACAACACUCGGCUUGUUGCCGUCGUCUGCCAACACAGCAAAAUGUCGAAUGGAAAAGGUACCGAAGCACCGGUAGUGGCAACUGUGUCAGAUGCGGCUCCAUCAGCUCCUCCUAUUGUUCGCGAAGAUCUUCAAACAACAAGUGAUGACUCCACAUUGCCUGCAGCGAGCUCAGAUGUCCAAUUGAAUCAAGCACGAGCUGCACCUGGAGGAGCACACAAUCCAUCUCCGUAUAGUGAGCCACCUCCAUCAUACCAGAUGGCAGUAGGAUAUCCCACUACUCCCUAUCCAUCGGGUGGUCAGCCACAGAUGCCGACAGUUCCUCCCGGUUACCUACCGAAGCCGUACCCUUCACAUCCUCAGCAGCCUGGUCAGCCUCCAAUCUACUACGCUACCCAUACAGUUGGUAUGGGGCAGUUUCCGCAAGGUGAUGGAAUACCAGUCGCUACUCAAGUUGUCGUUGCAGUUGGGAAUGGUUUCACGUGCCCUCACUGCAACGUUGGAGUAGUCACAAAGGAAACGGACAUGUGUUGUAUGCUCUGCCUCAUUUUACUUACAAUUUUCACGUUUCCGUUUGGUCUUGUUUUUCUUUGCUGUCUCCCAUGCACUUCGGAUCUGAGAAAGUAUCAUGAAGAGGUUGUGAUCUUUGCUGGGGCGUGCUGGAUGCCUGCACCUCGAAUUAGCAACAUUCUUAUUCCAAAACUGUAG
This is a messenger RNA of Necator americanus (New World hookworm), 2601 nucleotides long. RefSeq lists its product as uncharacterized. Gene Ontology annotation, biological process: cristae formation. Lineage: Eukaryota; Metazoa; Nematoda; Chromadorea; Rhabditida; Ancylostomatidae. The record is from RefSeq and is a predicted model, not a curated record. Bases 1 to 2601 code for a protein of 866 amino acids. The transcript has 24 exons.